GAAAGUGUCUACAACUUUAUGAUUGGAAAAGACACUGAGUCGUCGAAGACACGAAUCGAGCAGCAGUUCGAAUUGAUAACCAAAAGUGCAGAUUACGCUAGGGGACAGAACGCAGCAAUUGCAACUGGACUAGGAUACGAUCAUAUCGGAACUCAAAACGAAGCAAUGAAUAUCAAGGCGACGGAGACUAAGCCGCAGAAUAUUGUCUUAUCAGCACUUGGAGAGAGCAGAGCGUUUAUAGUAUUGACUUCCUUACAUGAUGACACCUCAGAAAAUAUCUGGUCUUUUGUUGGGAGGCAGGGAUGUAAAACAAUGAUCGAGUUUUCAAAGCCUUCGGACGGAUCGCAUAAGGCGGACACUUACCUUGGUCAGAAAGAAGGUGGGCGUGUCGGAAGAUAUUACGUAACCUUAACCGAGAAAAGAAACAAUCGCGGAUUUGAGGAGAGAAAAUAUUCCUAUAAAGAAGACACAAAAGGUAGCAGUCUAAAGGGUUUUAAACAGUUCCACGUGCCUGGCAGGAAUGAUGAUCCGGACAGACAGUCCAUUCUUGAUCUGAUAGAGGCGAUAUUGACAUGGCAAAAUCAGCUCUCGACCGACACACCGAUUUUGAUUAAAGAUGGUUCGAACUUUCACAGAAGCGGCCUAGUUGUGGUAUUGUUGAGCGAGAUAUGUCGCAUUGUGAAGCACGAAGGACAAAUAAACCUUGUUGAAACAGUUGUAUCGAUGAAGCACCAAGAGAAACAUAUUAUCCAUAGCGCCGCUCAACUAAGGAUCUGCUACGACACAAUUUUGGCCUACGUUCAAAAACCUGGAAUCCAUCAAAAUUUCUAAAAGAACGGAAACAACACGACGUUUUUGCAUACUUUUUGAUAAAAACGCUUAGAUAUGGUUUUCUGUUUAUGAUGACUAUAACGUGCAUGUAGUGUUAAGCUUUUACAUGGAUUUGAGUUCAUUGUUCAAUAUUAUUUUCAAAACAAAACUGUUCAUAAUGAAAUAAUAAAUGUAUGUUUUAUUUAAUGCAACCGGAUAAAAUAUUGACACAUGUAAUGUUGAUAAUUCCCCAUGAAGGUCCAUGUUAUGAAAAUUAUAUUGUUUAUUGUUUUGAUUACUAUUAGAGCUGGCCAUCAGUUUGUAAUGUAAUGUAUACUCAAAAAUAUAAAAUAAAGUAAGCUGAACUAAAAACAGCAUAAUAAAACCGGCACUUUGGAUUCGCAUUGAUGCCAUUAAGUACAUUUAGCAGCUUUCUGCCAUCGUUUCAAGUUAAAUUACAAUUAAAUGUACCAACAAAGGAUUAUAAAGUUACCAUAUCUUUAUUAAGUACAUACAUGAACAGUAUUAUAUAUUCUGUUUUUAUAUAAUUAAAUAUAGUCAUUGUAGAAUGAUGUUUACAUAACAUAUUUAAUAACGUGUAAUCGUAAGUUUUGACGAUGUAAGAAUUGUGUCUUGUUUAUUUCUUUGCCUUACGUUUUUAUUCAUUGAUAUCAACGCUUAAUUAUAAUAUGUCAUUAUAUAUAAUUCAACGGCUUUGUUGCAUCAAAUUAUUAAAAUUCCUUAUAAUAUAAAUAAAGCAAGAACAAAAGGAUCGUCUUUCCUGUGAUUCGGAUUCGGAACCUUAAGAAGAAAUAUUACGCCUUACCACUGCAGCAUAGCAUAGCAAUAGCAAAAGCGUAAAUAUUUGGAAUGCGGAUUUGAUAUAAACAAACCAAUAUGUUAUUGUUUUCGCAUUAAGAAGUGUUAUGGUUGCUUGAUUAAAUGUAUACCUUCGUUUUAAUAGAUCACUUUGUUUUGGAAAAUGUUUAUUUUUGUUAUGUGAAUGUUUAUUACAGCGUAUUAUUUGCGUGUAGUGUAUAACGUUUUGUUUAUGCUUCGU
Molecule: messenger RNA, 1870 nt
Organism: Dreissena polymorpha
Lineage: Eukaryota; Metazoa; Mollusca; Bivalvia; Myida; Dreissenidae
Exons: 8
Coding region: 19-831 (270 amino acids)
Biological process (GO): protein dephosphorylation
Molecular function (GO): protein tyrosine phosphatase activity
Source: RefSeq, a predicted model, not a curated record